This is a messenger RNA of Chlorella variabilis, 3503 nucleotides long. RefSeq lists its product as hypothetical. Gene Ontology annotation, molecular function: oxidoreductase activity. NCBI's taxonomy places the organism in Eukaryota, Viridiplantae, Chlorophyta, Trebouxiophyceae, Chlorellales, Chlorellaceae. The record is from RefSeq and is a predicted model, not a curated record. The coding region runs from base 291 to 3503 and encodes 1070 amino acids. The transcript is spliced from 22 exons.
AGCUGAGGUGGGAUUCAGGAUGGCCAAGAAGGUAGUGAAAGCCAGCAAGCGGAAGGCGGCGGAGGAAGGAGGUGCAGCCGGCAGUGGAGCGGCAAGUGCGCCGCCGGGCCGGGGCAAAAAAAGAGCCGCUGCAUCCGAUCGAGGCCGCCUUCCAGGUGCCCGGCGAGGUGUUUGUGUUCGGCGAUGGCGACUGCGGCCAGCUGGGACUGGGCGAGGAGGUGACGGAGCGGCUGCGGCCCUUCCCAAUCAGUGUAGAGGGCAAGAAGGUGCUGCAAAUCGCAUGCGGCGGCAUGCACACCGUGGCGCUGACGGCAGACCACCAGAUUUUCUCGUGGGGCGUUAAUGACGAGGGCGCGCUGGGCCGGGAAACAGCGGGCGAGCUUUGGGAGAAGUCUGGGCAGGCCAGCGGCAAGGCGGGCGAUGCCUAUGUGCCCGGCAAAGUGCCUCUGCCCAAGGAGGCUGGCAAGGUGGUGCAGGUCACCGCAGGCGACAGCCACACCUGUGUACUGACUGAGCUGGGCGCGGUGUGGGCGUGGGGCACCUAUCGGGACGCCAGCGGCGUGAUGGGCUUUGGCCCUCACACACGCAUCCAGCUCACUCCGGCCUGCGUCUACCAGCCCAAGAAGGCGGAGGAGCAGAUCCUGCGCAUCGCCUCAGGCGCCGACCACACGGCGGGCGUGACCGCGGGCGGCGCGCUGCUGACGUGGGGCAACGGCCAGCAGGGCCAGCUGGGGCGCGUGGGCGAGCGGCUGUCGGACAGAGUUAAGAUGGAGACGCUGCUGGCGCCGCACACGGUGCCCUUCAAACGCAUCCGCGGCGCCAGCAGCCGCAUCGUGGAUGUCAACUGCGGCACCUACGCCACCUUUGCCACCACCGCCGGCGGCCACAUCUUCGCCUUUGGGCUCAACAACUACGGACAGCUAGCGCUGCCGGGCCAGGUGCCUGUGUAUGCACCCACGCUGGUCAAAGCGCUGGAGGGCAAGGGCAGCGCCCUGGUGCGCAGCGGGCAGCACCACACGCUGGUGCUCACGCAAGAAGGCACGCUGCUGUCGUUUGGCCGCCCCACGUACGGGCGCCUGGGCCAGAAGGAUGCUGAAGUGUCGGCAGAUGCAGCCUGCCCUGAGCCCAAGGCGGUGGAUGGGCUGGAGGCCGUCAAGGUGGCGGGAGCGGCGGCGGGCCUGGCGGUGUCUGGUUGCUUCAGCGAGGAGGGCGAUGGCUGGCUGUGGGGCUUUGGCACCAGCAACCAGCUGGGCAAAGGCGACGAUGAUGAGGACGAGGUUGUGCCCAAGAAGCUGGCAGACACCAAGAAGUUUGCGGGCCAGAAGAUCAUCCAGUCUCGCAGCGAUGCGCCACGCAGGCAGCAGCUCCGCAAGCCACCCGGCCAGCAGCGGCAGUCUGACAGCGGCGGUGGCGGCGCCGGCAGCAGCAGUGGCUGGUGCGAAGUGGAGAGUGCCCCUGCCUGGCGCGUCUUUGGCGUAUCGGUGCCAGCAGAAGAAGAUCCUGGCAAGGACGACUAUACCACGGUCCACUUCCAGCUGCUGGCGGCCCUGGCCCGCAAGCUGCGCGUUCGCGGCGGCACCUCGCUACCCGCCGCUGCCGUGAGGGUUGUUCGCAAGUCGUUUGAUGCCCGCAAGGCAAGGGAUGGAGCCCCAGCCAGGAAAACCUGGGCAUACUGCGUGGAUGUGGAUGCAGCAGCCCUCAAGGAGGCAGGCCUGCGGCGCCUCCAGGAGCGCCUGGGUUCGCUGGAGCGCCAGCAGCAGCAGCAGGAGCAGGCGCCCUUGCCGGCACUGGGAGCGCAGCAGGGCCAGGGCUGCGGCGGCGGCAGUGGCAGCGGGGCGGCUGGGGAGCCCGUGGUGGUGGUAGGGUGUGGGCCAGCAGGCCUGUGGGCUGCACUACAGAUGGCUGAAGCUGGGAUCAAAGUGGUCCUGCUCGAGCGCGGGCAGCCGGUGGAGGUGCGAGGCAAGGACAUCGGCGCCCUGUUUGUGCGGCGGAGGGUCAACCCAGAGUCAAACCUGUGCUACGGGGAGGGCGGCGCGGGCACCUGGAGCGACGGCAAGCUGACCACGCGCAUCGGGCGCAACAGCGACCCCGUGCGCGCAGUCCUCAACACGCUCUACCGCUUCGGGGCGCCAGAGAGUGUGCUGGUGUCUGGCAAGCCGCACCUGGGCACUGACCGGCUCGUGCGCGUCCUCAAAGCCUUCCGGGAGUACCUGAUAUCGCUGGGCUGCGAGGUGCGGUUUGGGUGCCGAGUGGAGGACCUGGUUGUGCGCAGCGGGCGGGUGGCGGGCGUGCAGCUGGCAGACGGGUCCACCAUCGCCGCAUCAAAGGUGGUCCUGGCUCCCGGCCACUCAGCCAGAGAUCUGUACCGCAUGGUGCUGCGGCACGACGUCAGCAUCACACCAAAGGCAUUCGCCAUGGGCUUCCGGAUCGAGCACCCGCAGCAGCUCAUCAACAGCUUGCAGUACGGUGCGGACGACUCAGCCAAGGUGCGGAGUGAUUCCAGCGUUCCUUUUUGUUUGUUUUGGGUGUUGGCACUGUCUUGUUGCAGGAUUGGUGUGAGGGUGGUGCCUGCACCGCAGAAGAAGCUUGGGGCUGGCGCCUGGGUGCAGGUGCUGCGCGGCAAGGGCCCCUACCCCGUGGCUGAGUACCGCCUGGCUGCUGAGAUCAGCGCGGCGGCGGCGGCCCAGGCCGCUGCGGCGGCAGCAGGCGCAGCAGGUGGCGGCACCAGCUACUUCACGGACGAUUGGUACCAGCCGCUGCUGGCGGCGGCCGCGGCCUCCGGCGGCAGCGACCUCGGGGGCCGUUGCGGGAGCGAGGCGCGUGGCGUGUAUUCGUUCUGCAUGUGCCCCGGCGGCCAGAUCGUGCCCACCAGCACAAGCGAGGAGGAGCUGUGCAUCAACGGCAUGAGCUUCAGCAGGCGGGACUCGAAAUGGGCAAACAGCGCGCUGGUGGUGGCGGUGCAGCCCGGCGACUGGCAGCACCUGGAGGCGCAGCACGGGCCGCUGGCCGGCAUGGCGCUGCAGCAGCAGUAUGAGCGGGAGGCGGCGGCGCGUGGCGGCGGCGCCUUUGUGGCGCCAGCUCAGCGCGUCUCCGACUUCCUAGCAGGCGUGGCGCCUUCCGGGCAGCUGCCUCCCUCAUCGUACCGCCUGGGAGUGAAGCCUGUACCGCUGCACGACUUCUAUCCUCCCCACAUGACGGCUGCCUUUGUGGCUGCCCUGGAGCGGUUUGACCGCCAAAUACCCGGCUUUGCCAGCGACCAAGCGCUGCUGCACGCCGCCGAGACUCGCACCAGCGCGCCGCUGCGCCUGGAUCGCGGCGCCGACAGCCUGCAGAGCCUGUCGCUGCCUGGGCUGUUCCCGUGCGGAGAGGGGGCCGGGUAUGCGGGCGGCAUCGUGUCCUCGGCGGUCGACGGCCUGCGGGUGGGCAGCAAGAUAGUGGAGGAGCUGACGGGGCGGGCAGGCGGACUGGACGCCGCGGCGUUCAAGGUCAAGGCGGGCUAUUGA